AUGGAAACCAGAAAUACUAUCCGAGUCAACUUUGUGAAAGUACCUUCCGAUCUGAAAGAAUUGGUAUCAAAGGUUCCUGGAAAUUCUCGUUUCAGCGAAAGACAUGGUCAUCUACUCGAUUUGGUUACCUCAGGUUUUGAAGAAGAAAUGAUGAGUGUGCUGUUUCAAUUUUUUGACCCCGAGCAUCAUUGCUUCACGUUCCCCGAUUAUCAGUUGGUGCCCACCAUGGAGGAAUUUUCUGAUAUGCUUCACAUCCCUAUUGGAAAUCAGCUACCGUUCACUGGUUUGGAGAAUAUUCCGAAGCCUGAAGUCAUUGCCGCUGCUUUACAUCUGAAGAAGUCCGAAAUUGAGGGUAAUUGGGAAACAAGGAGUGGAGUCAAGGGUUUCCUUGCUAAGUUCUUAAUUGAUAAGGCUCGAUUAUUCUCGGAUUCCAUGAGUUAUCAUGCUUUUGAAGACAUAUUGGCUUUUCUCAUCUAUGGUUUGGUGUUGUUUCCAAAUCCUGACCAAUUCAUAGACGUACACGCCAUCAAGAUAUUUUUGACUCGCAAUCCUGUGCCUACUUUGCUUGGAGAUAUUCUACACUCACUUCACACUUGUACGAUGAAGAAGCGAGGAACUCUCAUGUGUUGUAUACCUCUGUUGUCUAGGUGGUUUAUUUCGCACCUUCCUCGAUCGGUAAUGAGGAAUGACCAAGGCCAGAAGUGGCAUCGGAGAAUAAUGUCGCUUUCUCAUUCCGAUAUACGUUGGUGUUCUCUGUCCAAGGAAAAUGUUAUUAUCAUCGACCGUUGUGGACAAUACCCUAAUGUGCCACUCCUUGAUGAUCCUCAAAGUCACCGUCAAAAGUUUAUACGUGCUUGGGACAUGGUGAAUAGGAUUGACAGCAAAAGUUUGGGGCCAAAGAACUCCAUUCCUUUAGAGGCUUACCUCAGAUGUGUGUGCACCCGUGCUCAACGUUUUGUCAUGCCAUAUCCACAUGUCAAACCUGUGAUUGUGGAGCCCGAAUACGAAGAAGAUGUUCCUCAGGUUAUUUUUCAUCCAGACAUGCCUACCGAUCUUGAGGAGCUGAAGAGAUCUUGGAUCCAGUUGAAGGAAGAAAGGGACAUAUUUGAAGCUCAAUUUCGCGCUAAAGAGAAGAAAGUAUUAGAACUCACAAAGCAACUUCAGGACGAGUAG
Molecule: messenger RNA, 1173 nt
Organism: Vicia villosa (hairy vetch)
Lineage: Eukaryota; Viridiplantae; Streptophyta; Magnoliopsida; Fabales; Fabaceae
Exons: 2
Coding region: 1-1173 (390 amino acids)
Source: RefSeq, a predicted model, not a curated record